AUGAAUAUAGAAUAUAGAACUUAUUCGCACUCUAACAAUGAAUUACGUAAAUAUUAUUGGAAAUGUUUUGAAUGUGAGGAUAAAAUAUUUAAAACAAUUGAAAAAUUAAAAUUACAUUUUGAAGAUAUCCAUUGUGAAACACCUGUUCAAUAUGUUUGUUUAAAAUGUUCAGAAAACUUUCAUACAAUCGAACAAUUACAAUCACAUAUUCAUCAACAACAGCAUUCUAUACAUAAUGAUCAAUCCGUUGUACAAAUUGGCGAUAAAUAUGUUUGUGAUACGUGUAAAAAAGAAUUUAGUAGUAGGAAGAAUAUAUUGGUACAUCGUUUCAUACAUUUAGGUAUAAAAAGAUAUUCAUGUAACGAAUGCGGUAAAAGUUUCAUGCAACGUCCACAUUUAAAAAAUCAUAUGGCAAUACAUUCAGAUGCAACACCGUUCAGUUGUACUCAAUGUCAAAAAAAAUUUAAAACUAAAGAUAAUUUACGCAUUCACAUGCGAAGUCAUGUACCAAAAGAAACACGGUUGAAAUUCGAGUGUGAUGUAUGUCAAAAAAAAUUUACAUCAACUUCGAACCUAAAUUAUCAUAAAAAAAUUCAUUCAGGAAUUCCAGAAUUUACUUGCGAAUAUUGUGGGAAAAGAUUCUUACAUAAAGGAAAUUUACAAGAGCAUACUUUAAUCCAUUCAACAGAUGUUGGAUCAUAUCACUGUGAACAAUGUCCUAAAACAUUUAAAAAUAUUUCUCGAUUACGACAGCAUCAACUACGUUUUCAUAGCCAUACAAAACCCCAUAUUUGUGAUGUAUGCGAGAAAAGGUUUCGUAUAAAAAGUGAAUUAAUCGAACAUAAACGAAUACAUUCAGGUGAAUUGCCAUUUGAAUGUGAUUUUUGUACAAAAAAAUUUCGUUUAAAGAAAACUUUAAAGAUACAUUUACGUCAACAUACAGGUGAAAAACCAUAUUUCUGUACGAAUUGUAAUCAUCAUUUUACAAAUUCAUCAAAUUUUAAUAAGCAUUUGAAAAUUCGACAUGGUGGUGGAGUUUUAACAGAUAAUAAAGUCACCAUUACCAGUAAUACUAAAACGAAUAUUCUAACAUCUUCCUCUUAAUUUUGAAGCUUUGAAGAGU
Molecule: messenger RNA, 1123 nt
Organism: Chrysoperla carnea
Lineage: Eukaryota; Metazoa; Arthropoda; Insecta; Neuroptera; Chrysopidae
Product: gastrula zinc finger protein XlCGF8.2DB-like
Exons: 7
Coding region: 1-1104 (367 amino acids)
Biological process (GO): regulation of transcription by RNA polymerase II
Cellular component (GO): nucleus
Molecular function (GO): DNA-binding transcription activator activity, RNA polymerase II-specific; RNA polymerase II cis-regulatory region sequence-specific DNA binding
Source: RefSeq, a predicted model, not a curated record